This is a messenger RNA of Seminavis robusta, 1020 nucleotides long. NCBI's taxonomy places the organism in Eukaryota, Bacillariophyta, Bacillariophyceae, Naviculales, Naviculaceae. The record is from the annotation of a GenBank genome assembly.
AAUGACAAUGACAACCAGGAUACCGGUAGGCUGCCAAGAAAAAUCACAAUGCACGAGGAGUUUCUCUUGGUCCUCUUGUUGGCGUUAUCUGGUAGAUCCUAUCAAUCAGGCUGGUGGUUCAUUCGAUGCUACCUUAUAAAGGAUUCUUUAUGCAUCACACCCUCGGAGAUUCCAAGCAGUCGAGCCCUGUAAGUGACAGUUUUCCUUGAGGACGCUCAGCUCCUGGAAGAGACGGGCACUAUCUAGCCUAACUAGACAAAGCCACCCAAUUGCUGUUGAAACCAUGGCUGAACGUAACAAUGAUUCUUCCCCCUGGUGGAAAACGGAACGACUAGAAGAGGGAACAACCCUGGUGUAUCUCAAAUUUCCAAGAUGCGAAGGGGACAAAGAGGACAAUAACUUGGUUCCCUUGUCAGUAUCUAAGCUAGAAAAGCUUUGCAAGGAGCUCCCCAUCUUUGCGGCCCUCUUGUUUGGACACCCCAUGAUGGCACCCAAGCAAUGUACCAAUCACGAUGGUUUUCCCAUUUUCCCAAUGCCCUCAUCUGUGGCCGUUUCCGAGUAUCCAGAGGGUACCAAGCUGACACAAGUGUUUUAUGGUCUUGUGGAUUAUCUACUCUUGGGAAUGGACCAUACACACCGCAAUCUGCAUUCCGAAAUCAUUCUUAUGGCGGAUCAGUUGGGUGGGUCCGAUGGCAUGGAUGUAUUCAAAAUGCAAAGGAGGGAGGAUGCACCGAAGACCCCAGGAGACGAUACCAAAGAAACCUACGAUUGGGUUGUGGUCUCGAAACCAAAAAGUUGUUUUAGCCCAGGUGACAAGUGGUUUACGGAAAACCAAAUUAAAGUGCAGAAGAAAGGAUUUUCAUUCGUCAAGCUCAACUUUGAAGAGGGGAAAUGGGAGCAAAUCUUUCGACGAGACAAGAAUGCAGCCAAAAACAAGAAGAAGCGGAAGCGGGCAUCAGUCAAUGAUGACAGCGAGUAGCGAGAGCUAAUUACCGAAAUAAUAAGCCAAUGUUUCAAUUG